Messenger RNA from Paramuricea clavata, 6016 nucleotides. The record is from the annotation of a GenBank genome assembly. NCBI's taxonomy places the organism in Eukaryota, Metazoa, Cnidaria, Anthozoa, Malacalcyonacea, Plexauridae.
AUGUUUAGCUUAGAUACCGAAGAAUUAUUAGCGAAAACCCCGUUUGAAAGGUAAAUAAAUUAUUGUAUUUACACUUCUGAUUUCAUAUUUUUUAUACAUUUCACAAAUUUCACGACAUGCAUAUAUUUAUUCGUAGUCUAACGACAAUGUGUGCUUUAUAUCUUGUUUUUUAGGAGCCCAACAGCUUCUCCGCAGAAGAAGUAAAAUUGAUUUGUAUGCCCCCAAAAUGUUUUCAAUUUUCAUAAGGCCCCGUCUUCUGAAGUCGUAUAAUGAACUAUCACACCGACACGUGGUGUCAACACUAUUGUGGCGACUUCAGUUUUUGCGCCCUGAUUUUUCUGUCUCUGUCUGGUGUGUUAUGCCUUAUAUGCAUUAGGUAUUAUGAUAUAACAGUUACCCUAAAAGUACACAUAACGUUUUACUCUAUGUCCUUGUGUCCUGCAGCUUGAAACAAAGUAUAAAGUAUAUCAAUCCACUAUUACUGUCGUUGCAAUGGAAGUGUUGAUAAAAUAUUGCAUGCGCACCAAUUCAUUACCUAACAUCCAUAAUCAUCCAACAGUGUUAUGUCGAAUAGCUGUUGCUGAAAACAAACUAAUAAAGUAUGGAUUAUAGUGUAAAUAUUCAUGAGAAUAAUUCAUAAAGUAAAUUAAAAAAAAUGAAUGUUUAUAAACAAUGAAUAUUCAUGUCAUUUUUGCAUUUUACAAUAGAACAAUAGAAAAACACUAAAAUAGCAUAGUUUUCAUUACAGAAACAUUGCAAACAGGUAAAGAUAUGGCUACAAAAUGCACCACGCGACCUUUUGAAGGCGAGUUAUAGGCUUAUAGUAUGAAAACUACCUUGUGUCCGGAAACUGGAUGACGAACUGUAUGUCAAAAAUAGUUGAUAAACAUGCACAUUCCAAUGCAACACUGCCGCUCAUGUUGCAAACAGUACCUAUAUGUGCAUGUGUAUUUUAAAUAUGCAUGGUUUGCUUUUUAGGUCAGAUGACUCGGAGCUGAAAUGUCCGGAUUGCUGUUACGCCUGCGAAUCGGAGCAGCAAUUAACAACACAUUUCCUUCAAGCCCACGUGGUAAGAUUUUUCCAUCUUGUGCAUGCAUCAAUAUACCCUUUCGAUAAUACAGUAUAUCGUGUUCUGUAUUCAUCCCGCAAUUCUUGUUACUUUCCGUAAUACAUUUCUAUUAUGUUAUUUGUGUAUAUACUGAAGGAUGGAUAUGAUAGUUCGGAUGCAACAACUGAAGGAAGCCUUACGGAAGGGUCCAGUUUUGAAACGAAUAGUGAGAGGGUAAUUAUAUAAAUCAUACUCAGUAGUUGCAUUCAGGGCCGUAGCAAGCGAAGGGUGACACCCCCUGAUAAUUGCUACCCCUAAAAUCGUACACUGACUGAAAUUUUUUUGGCGAUGGGAGGGAAGGGGGGAGGUCGCCAAAAGAAAAUUUUUGGCCACAAAAUUUUUUCAGGUAAAAUGUGAAAUUUUGAUAUUUUCGGGUAGAUUUAACCAAACACCCCCCUGAAGUGAGUACCUCGUAGGUACUGCGAUUUUCCUUAAUAAUUCCUAAAUUAUUUUAUUGUUAGAUAAUUUGCAACUUGUGAUAUCCUUUAUGUACAGGUGAACAGUUGUGAAAAUUUCAUAAAAAUUGGACUUACAUUAAGCGCAAAGUAGCGAUUCUAUUCUCCGCAUAUAGGCACAAAAGGUGUCCUGUAACCUUAACUCACUGUUCCUUUAUAUAUAAUAGAGUGAUGCUAGUACUGUGGAUGGUCAAGAUGCAAAGGUGUGCAAACACUUAGUUGAAUAUUGCGAUGCAGCCUAUCUAAAAAUGGUGCUUUUGUUUUUUUAUGUACAUGUGAAAAAUCCAGACUGUGAGGAUAAUUUUUACAAAAGUUAAUUACGAACAAAUUACUAUCAUUUCAUAGGAGUGUGAGUGAACUCAUUUUUAUAUAGUUACUGCAUAGUCAACAGGUUUAUUUGUUUUUUUCAACAGACAACGGUAAGUCAUUUAUGUCUCAAUUAUGUGUUUUUGUAACUAGAUGAGUCCAUCAAUAUUGGAAUGUUGCGACCAAGAUGAGUGCUUUCCAGGCGAACCUGUAUUGCCCGUAAUGCAAUCAUCCUGCUAAUUAAGAAUAUAUCCUGUUAUUGCUGCCGCAGCGAGCGAGCAUUAAGCGAGCGAGCAUUAAGCGAGCGAGCAAGGCAGCAGACUAAAAUCGGACAGCUACUCAAAAUCUCAAUCUUGCUGGAGCCACAAAGCAUGUUGGUUGAAAGUCAUUUUACCAACAUGCAACGCUCGGCUAUCAGGGCGGCUAUUUGAAUUACAGUGCUAUUAAAUAUUUACAAUUCUUCACUUUCACACUGUUUUUAAAAGCAAUAUUGCACAGGUAUAAAUCUACAAUAGAAUUAUAAAUGCAGUUAAUUAAUUUGUGAGCGAGUGGUAGUUCAAUACAGAAAGUUUCAGACCCAUUUUGCAUGACAUAACUCAUAUUAAAAUCACUAACGUCACUAACAGGCGACGAACAGUUGGGGAAUUUUUUUCUACAGCCAAUCACUUCUCAGAAAACAGCUGUAAACAACCUAAUUAGAACAAAAUCUUUGUAUUGCUUGUAAACUUGAGUGAAGUAUUGAAAAUUUAACUCAGUUUACAAGCCAGUAAAAUGGAAAAAUCGCUGCAAAUUGCAGUGUUGUCACACCAAAGUUGCAGUCAAGUGUAAACAGGCCUUUGUGUUUAUGGAAGUAAUAUUCACUAAAGCAUAAGCAAGAAUAUAUCAAGUGGAAUCUGUUGAAUUAAUCGCUGUUUUUACAGUGUGCGUACAAAUUCAAACGACAAAUACUAUCGGAUUUUAUAUUAAGUCUAAUACUGCUAUAUUUCACUAUAUUUUAGAUAGUAUUUUAGAUAGUAUUUUAUUCGCAGUUUUAUAGGCUACGCUUCAAAUUUUGUAUUUGUAUAUUUCGUAUAUGCGAUAACACAUAUUUGAUUUGUAAUCACUACAAACAGUAUUUUAAAACGUUCAUGGCGUGUGCUUCUUAAAGGCAGCAUUUACUACAUUUUAGGUAACCUAGUAUAUAUGUUAUAUGGCCAUAGUUAAUGGCUAACAUGAUUGGCAAAACAAAAACCGAUAUAAAUUAUUACUAAUAUUUUUGAUUAUUUUAAAUAACUGAACGGCGAGCUUUUGUUUAGAACCAAUCUUCAGUUCAUUCUGCAAAAUCACGGGUUCAGCAAAAGAAAAAAGGAAAGAAGAGAGUUGCUUUAAAAAGGUAUUCUCAAUUGACAAGUAUAUGCUUUCAGUUAUAUUUUGCCAACAUUACAUAAUUAUUAGUACAUGCCAAUAACUCAUUUUUGGGUAUAAAUUUUCUGUAAUAUUUGAAAAUAGGGUGGGAGGAAUUACUAAGAGGGAACCAGCCUGAGCAUGCGAUAAUUUGUAUUUGUAUUUUCAAAAGAGUAUAACAUUUAUAUUAAUGCAAAAUCAGUAUAGAUAGUAGAAACUUGAUACUUUUUAUCUCAAUUUCAUAUCAUAUUUCAAUAUUUUUUUGCCAGGAAACAAUUACAAUUAAGUAAAAAGGAUGAGGGUAAGCACUUCCCAUUUUUAAAACCAUAUACUAUAAAUUGUAUAAAUCUAAGUAUCGGUACAUGCAUUCUGCAGACAUGUAUGCUUUGGCGUCCAUGACACAUCUAUAUUGUACAUUAAAUUAUAUCACCCAUAACAUUCAUUGAAAUAUCAAGUGGAUCAGAAUGCAAAGGUGACUUACAGGUCUGUAAUAUACCAAAUUUACGUGUAUAACAGAGGGGUAAUGAUUUGAAACACAGUUUGAUUUUAAAAACUAUUCCUUUUAAAUAUUAAGGAUGCCGUGAACUUCAGUCGUAUCACCAUGCACCAAAGGAAUAGGGUAGAAAAUGAAGAAAUUGGUCAAUCCAGCAAUGCAUGCUCUGCUAUAUAUCAGUGAGAGAAACGAUUUAGCAAAUCCUAUUUCUGUAAAUUAUUCGAUUAUUUUGUCUGAAUUCAAUUGAAUCUAAUAACCUAAUAUCAAACUUUUAAGGUUUGCAGUAUUUCCCCAAGGUUAAAUGUUGAAGAGAUGUCUGUAAGUGAUGAUAUUGUUAGGUAGGUCGAUUUUUAUAAGUCGCUUUGUGUUUGAAGCUGAUCUUUUUAAUUUUAUUAAAAAGCAUUCUAACAUAAAAUGCUCCAGCAUGGGGCGAUAAAAAAUUUGAGAGACGUGGUUUUGAUAAUAUGUUUUGAUAAUAUGUUUUAGUAAUGAUGAUAAACUAUUUGGCUGUUCAUCCGAUGAGAUUGCGGUAAAAGGGCUAUUCAACUCAUCUAAGACAAUGCCCUUUAAGGGCAACCCAAACAUCCUGAAAAUGUGUCCUUUGAGCAAGAAUCCAACCAUAGAACAAAUAGUAGCAACCCUGUUGAUGGCAUCUCCUAUGACUGCGUGCACUGAAGUACCAAAUCGAUGUCAGGAAAAUGCAGCAUUUGUGUUGGAUAAUUUAGAACUUGGUGAUUGCUGUCAUGAUUUCAAAAGUGAUGAUCUCGGGAAAUUCAAAAACACCGGUGUGCAGCAUUGCUAUGUUUCGGUAGUAAGAAACACAAAGGGCAAAAUAUCUUCAAUUAAAAAACUUUCCAGUAAACCCCAUCGAAUGGUAAGUGGGAUGUUUUAUGUGAAGAGAACUUAUUGGAAGCACUCGGUAGAUAAAGAUUUCACAAAACGGUACUGUGAAAUGUUUGAUGACGAAGGUAACAGGACGCGGUUCUCUUUACUCAUGUACUGUUUUGAAAAUGAAGAGCAUACGAUUACAGUUCCACCCAAAAAAGAGCAAAGGAUGCAAAGCCGUACCUUCGCACAAAGCCAAGUGUUGUGCUUGAAAUGAAGAAAAGAUUGCAAAAUAAAAAGAGACAGAGUGUUGUUUACGAUGACGUGUUUGAAUUAGGUGGUGGAGUGAUGGGAAUGAAAUCAACGUCAUCAGUUCCUAGAAACGUUGAACAAGUAAAGAACAUUAACCGUAAUACCACUGCUGGAGGAAAGUUAGAAUCGGCAAAGAAAGACAAACUUUUCCUUUUGAUUUCAAAGGGGAAAGACGAGGAAGAUAGUGGCAAUGCUUUCCUAAGAAACGUCCAAGCAUCUCCAUUUCCAGCGUGUGUUCUUGCUUCUAACGGUCAGCUAGAGGAAAUAGUAAAACACUGCACGAAUCCAGAUAAUUUUAGCGUGUUAGGAAUUGAUACAACGUACAACAUAGAUAACUUUUACGUUAGACUGACAACUUACAGGCACCAAAUGCUCGAAAUGCGACAGGGAAAAAAUUCUAAAUGUCCCACUAUGCUUGGACCAGUUCUUCUUCAUCAACGGAAAACAAGCACUGCGUUUAGUUAUUUUGCUGAUACGAUUGCAAAUUUGCAACCAGACACAAAGAACGUUCUUGCUGUUGGGACCGAUCGAGACGACGCUUUGAAUGGUUUCUGUUCGAAAUUCCCCAUAUCAAGCCGACUGCCCUGCAUUAAACAUUUUAAGGACGAUAUUGUGUCAAAGCUUGCAUCUUUGGGUAUAAAGAGUCCCUUCAAAGAACAGAUUUUAGCAGACAUAUUUGGCAACAGUUCUGCUAAAGAAUUGGGACUUGUAGACAAAGAAAGUGGCCACGAUGUAGAUGAUGCCCUUUUUCUUCUGAGAGAAAAAUGGAACGACAGAGAAAAGGCAUCUCAAGGAACUGAUGAUGUUGUGUUCUUUGAUUGGUUUGUGAAGUAUCAAGUCAAUGACCUUAUAGAUGGACUGUUGUAUCCUCUUCGACGAGAUGUUGGAUUGGGGUACGACUUUUUCUACAACAAUGCCAAUGAAUCGGUUAAUGAAGUCAACAAAAAAGAAGCGGAAUGCAACAAAAAAGGAUGGAUUGACUGUAUUGAAGUAAUUAGAAGUAUUACCGACCGUCAAGAAAGAAAUGUCCAACGAGCUAUAGUUGACCAGGGACCCUAUAAGCUAAAAGAAGAGUACCACCACCUUCAAAUUGACGCGGACAAGUGGUGUGAAGCAGAUGACAUCGAAAGAUAA